AUGAGUGAACGCAAAAUGUUGAGUUUUUUUCGGAUAUGUCUAGUAUUGGCGAUAAUAAGCGCAGUGACGUCACAGACCGUUCGAAAUAUCACGGCGACAUUAACAAAGGUGCCAGUGGAAGGGUUAAUGAACUUCACUGAACUUGUCCAAAAAUAUGGGUAUGAAGUCGAAGAGCACGAUGUCAUCACUAGCGAUGGAUAUAUUCUGAAGCUAUUCAACAUACCAGGCGACAAAACUAGACCCGUGCUACUCUUACCCGGGAUAUUCGGAACUGCUGAUGACUACGUCAUAAGAGGAAACACUUCUUUGGCUAUCAUACUUGCAGCAUCGGGCUACGAUGUCUGGGCUAUAAAUGUGAGGGGAACGAGAUACACCAGGAAACACAUGACACUAAAUCCAGACGAUGAUUUCGCCUUCUGGGACUACAGCAUACACGAGUUUGGAUAUUAUGAUCUAUCCGCUAAUAUCGACUAUGUUUUGAAUGCGACAGGGCAGUCGAAGGUUAAUAUAGUCGGAUUUUCUCAAGGGACAACGAUGACACUUAUUUUGGGAGCGACCAGACCGGAAUACAACGAGAAAGUCAAUGUUUUCAUAGCCCUAGCACCGGUUUGUCAUCUGCAGAACACGAGAGGACCCAUCGCGUCAUUAAUCACAUUCGGUAACGUAAUAGACAAGGCUGUGAUGCCAUUUGAUCUCUACGAAAUUUCUGGUUAUAGCUCUCUCACAAAAGGAAUUAUGAAUAUGCUCUGCACACAAUUGCCGAUCAGCUACGAGCUGUGCAUGGGAGCAGUUUUAGCGCCAUUAAUCGGCACGAAAUCAGAUGAAAUGGACCCUGAUUUUUUUCCCAUCAUCAUGGCCCAUUUCCCGUCGGGCACGUCGUGGAAGAAUUUAGUGCAUUUCGCCCAGAUUGGCAGCAGGAGAUCUUUCAGUAAUUACGAUUACGGGACAACAAAGAAUUUGUACAAAUACAAAGCGUUUACACCACCCAAUUACGAUUUGAGAAAGGUUACAUUCGAUACAAUAUUAGUGUCGGGGAAGAACGAUAGAAUAUCGACGCUGAAGGACAUGGAGCUACUAAAACAAAACCUGGUCAAUGUGAAGGAUCACAUGAUCCUUGAGCCGGACUACUUCAACCAUUUAGACCACCUGUGGGGUCGUAACAGUUACGCGAUUUCCUAUCCAUACGUUUUAGAGACUUUGAAGAGAUACAAUAGUCAUUAA
Messenger RNA from Bombyx mandarina (wild silkworm), 1221 nucleotides. Its product is annotated as lipase 1. The record is from RefSeq and is a predicted model, not a curated record. Lineage: Eukaryota; Metazoa; Arthropoda; Insecta; Lepidoptera; Bombycidae. Gene Ontology annotation, molecular function: hydrolase activity, acting on ester bonds.